UCUUGCCAACUUCAAGGAACUAUCCAGCGUUGUUAUAAAGUCUGUUCAUUUCACCAAUCUAUUUAACAAAGAAAUACUUGCUUUCUCCUCUUCUCUUUCUUUUUAAUGGUGUUUUUCUUCAGUAAGUGCUGUUUGUAAUUCACGAGAUUUCUUUGAUUUUUAGAUUAGUUUUUUCUUGUUGAACUUUCUUUUUCUUUUUUUUUCCUUCUGAACGAGACUGUAUCUCUGUUUCUUCCUUUAUUGCUUUUUUUUUUUACUAAUCUUUCCCUCACUUUCCCGAGAAAAUGAUGGACAUGACGGAAAACCCAAAGUUGGAUUUAGCAUCUUGCUGCGGGGAUCUUGUGUCAGAAGAGAAGACCUCCACUCAAAAGAUAUCAGUUUUGGAUCAUACUAACGGAUUUCACUACACAACUGAUCAAUCCGAUAGCUUUGUCAUUAACAUGGAAAGUUUCUCUCAUGGAGGAUUCAAUAAAGACGUCAAUCCAAAUUCAAGAAUCACAAAAAUCCUUUCACGAAAAGGGUCUCAACGAGGCGACAACAAGACUAUUGUUCCCAAUCAUACCAAUUCUAAUGAUAUGGAUUCUUUAGUUUCCACCUCUUCACCCAGAGGGUCUUGCAUGCCAGAAAAGCCGAGGACGGUGGUUGCCGGGUCCACCGAUCCUGCCACCAACCAACAAGUUCAUCAUCAGAUCGCCAUCACAACCGGCAAUAUCACUGCUGCAACCGAAAGCAGAUUUAGUUUGAGGAGGAAUAGUUUCAGGCGGUAUCCUCCACCAUGGUUGCUUGAUCCCAAGAGGAUUCUCAUGUUGUUUGCCACAUUGUAAGCUUCCAAGCUAUUAUGGUCAAGCAUGGGCACGAUUUUGCUGAUAUAUUUCACCUUGUCGAUAAGAAAAACGAAUGGAGAUGAGAAUGGCUUAGAUUAGUAGCUGGAAAAGAUAACACACCAACAUAUUGCUGAUUAAAAUAUGUUGCAGUAUAACACACGCAUGGGAGUUCGAUGCUUGACAAACAGAAAUGGAUGCAAGUGGUUGAUGAUAGGCCAUCUUUAAAAAAAAAAAAAAAAAAAAAAGGGCCUUCUUUUGAUGAGAACUAUCCAGGAAGUGAAGAACAAAAAGAAAGUUUAGAAAAAGAAGACAAAGUGGGCCAUGGGAUGACAAAAGCUAAUCAAUCUUCCAUUAACAGAGCUUCUUUAAAGAAAUUUUGGAGAUGAAGACAAGGCCUUACUCCACUAAGACAAAGAGAAGGAAUCUUUCCUUUUAAAUUUACAUAAAUAUGUAUGUAUGUAUGUAUGUAUGUAUGUCAGAGAUGAAACAAAACAUGGUAUCCUACUUUUUUGUGCUUUCUUGUUUAUCUUCAAAUAAGACAAGUUGACAUGGAGGAUCAGAAAAGUUACCUUUGCUCCCCUUCUUUUAA
Gossypium raimondii (Peruvian cotton) is the source of this 1413-nucleotide messenger RNA. RefSeq lists its product as uncharacterized. The transcript is spliced from 5 exons. Bases 285 to 824 code for a protein of 179 amino acids. NCBI's taxonomy places the organism in Eukaryota, Viridiplantae, Streptophyta, Magnoliopsida, Malvales, Malvaceae. The record is from RefSeq and is a predicted model, not a curated record.